Molecule: messenger RNA, 1758 nt
Organism: Danaus chrysippus (African queen)
Lineage: Eukaryota; Metazoa; Arthropoda; Insecta; Lepidoptera; Nymphalidae
Source: the annotation of a GenBank genome assembly
AUGUACCGAAGCGGACGCUCUCGUUUCACAGCGGACCUUAAAUAUAUCAUCGGAAUGAUGUCGAUACUUCAAAUAACCGCGACCACGGAUUACGGCACGCCGAUAGAAAUAAAGUUCUGGGACUCUCAACGCAAUCCACUACAUCAUAUGAUAGACGUGACUAACGAAUUCGGUUUAAAAGUUCUCGCUGAACAUAAUUUUUUGAAUGAAAAUAACAUUGCCUUUUCACCGUACGGCCUGGUUGGGAUCUUGGUGGCCCUUUACGAAGGUGUUGAUGGUGAAUCCUCUUAUCAGAUCCAGAGGAGUAUGCCGCUACCUUGGAACAGAAACGUCAUGAGAAUUGGUUUCAGAGAUAUACAUCGCACGUUAAAAACUUAUUUUGUCCCGGAGGAAGGCUUUCUCGCUGGAUUGGCACUUAACAAUGAGAACGUCACAUUUAACGAAAGCUAUAAGAAAAUUUUAAAAUUCUACGGAUUUGAUUUGGAUCAAUCAAGCUCUAAUGAUACAAAUAUGAAUACGACUAAUACAUCAUCUACAACAGAAACAGCUAAUAACACCUCCACAAGUACAGAAAACACACCGGUAACAACUCCUCCAACUACAGAACCGUCUAAAGAAGAAACUACUUUAAAUCCAAACGCCGAGACAAUUGACAUACGAGAGUCUAUGACUGCAACAACGUCUAUGACAUCAGCGGUCACAGAAAGUGCACCACAGUUAAUCUCUUCUACAACCCCAAUUGCCCCUGUUGAAGAAACGACCAGUACGACUAUCACUGCAUCAGUACCGGAAACAACUACUAUUAUCACUUCUACGAUUACAGAGCAACCAACGACACAGACACCGACCGAUGGCUCUACAAUGACCACUGAAAUGAUGACGGCAAGCUUAAUGGAUGAAACUGAAAGUACUCCAAUGGGUACUUCUAGUACAAGCGAUAUAACAACGGAAGUAUCGCCAAACGCAGACACUGAAGCAUCAACAACUCAAAUCACAACAGAAAUGAGUUCAGUUUCAGAGAGCGAAACAACCGAAGAAACUACAGUAACCAGUAUUGAUUCAACCAUCGCUUCUACGACGCCAUCACCAACACCCGAAUCACUACAACGUAGAAAGAAAUCAAUUGUUGAAUUUAUUUAUACAAAUCCUCCAUACUUUGAUCAUUCACUAUUUAGAUCUUUCGACGUAGGAAUAGAUCUGCCAAAUGAAUACAACGAUAAAGAUAAAAUGUUCUUAGUAAAUGGAUUAAGAAAUAUUCAGGUCUCAUAUAUGCAUUACGACUCCAUAUUAGAACAUGCGUAUCUGCCUCACUUGGAGGCGUCUGCUCUUCGGCUUCCUCUAGACAGUGACCGUUACUAUCUCCUGGUGGUGCUUCCCUUACGAAGAGGGGAAGGCGAGCUGGCUCGGUUACUAUCACGAAUGGCACGAGAGUCUGAUCUCUCCGAUGUAUACGCGGCUCUGCGACCUCGAAGAGUAAAGGCGGUCGUCCCAAGCUUUACAGUGAAGGGGCACAUCGCUUUAACCACGGACUUACAAAAAGUAGGCACUAUCACUAUACUAAACGAUGCAAUACUUGCAAUUGUUAUUUCAUGUAUCCGGGAUGUGUUCGAGCCUCGGCAGACAGAUUUCACGCCGAUGACACACCUGCCCGGGGUGUAUGUCCGGAGCAUAGAACAGGCUGUAUCUGUCGUCAUACGAAAAUACCAACCCGACACAUUGAAGAAUAGUAAGCAUUCACUUAUUUUAAGAGGAGUAUAG